This is a messenger RNA of Marmota monax (woodchuck), 3457 nucleotides long. RefSeq names its product methylthioadenosine phosphorylase (gene Mtap). Gene Ontology annotation, molecular function: S-methyl-5-thioadenosine phosphorylase activity. The record is from RefSeq and is a predicted model, not a curated record. Bases 155 to 1006 code for a protein of 283 amino acids. The transcript is spliced from 8 exons. Lineage: Eukaryota; Metazoa; Chordata; Mammalia; Rodentia; Sciuridae. Gene Ontology annotation, cellular component: cytosol. Gene Ontology annotation, biological process: nucleoside metabolic process.
GGGCGCAGCCAAUCCAGCUGUCCCAGGGAGGAAGAGGAGGAGUCAAGGCCCACCCCCGGACUCCGCAGUGCUCACUCCCGCGCUGUGUGUUUGGCCCCGCAGCCGCGUCUGGGCCCUGCACGUUCGCCCAUCGCAGCCUCUUCUCAGCACAGACAUGGCCUCGGGCGCUGCUACCACUGCGGUGAAGAUUGGAAUAAUUGGUGGAACAGGCCUGGAUGAUCCAGAAAUUUUAGAAGGAAGAACUGAAAAAUACGUGGAUACUCCAUUUGGCAAGCCAUCUGAUGCCUUAAUUUUGGGGAAGAUAAAAAAUGUUGAUUGUGUCCUCCUUGCAAGACAUGGGAGGCAUCACACCAUCAUGCCUUCAAAAGUCAACUACCAGGCGAACAUCUGGGCUCUGAAGGAGGAGGGCUGUACACAUGUCAUAGUGACAACGGCUUGCGGCUCCUUGAGGGAGGAGAUUCAGCCCGGUGACAUCGUUGUCAUCGAUCAGUUCAUUGACAGGACCACCAUGAGGCCCCAGACCUUCUAUGAUGGAUGUCAUUCCUGUACCAGAGGAGUAUGCCAUAUUCCAUUGGCUGAGCCGUUCUGCCCCAAAACAAGAGAGGUUCUCAUAGAGACUGCUAAGAAGCUAGGACUCCGGUGCCACUCAAAGGGGACAAUAGUCACAAUCGAGGGACCUCGGUUUAGCUCCCGGGCAGAAAGCUUCAUGUUCCGCACCUGGGGGGCAGAUGUUAUCAAUAUGACCACAGUUCCAGAGGUGGUUCUUGCCAAGGAGGCUGGAAUUUGCUAUGCAGGCAUCGCCAUGGCAACAGAUUAUGAUUGCUGGAAGGAGCAUGAGGAAGCAGUUUCAGUAGACCGGGUUUUAAAGACCCUGAAAGAAAAUGCCAACAAAGCCAAAAGUUUACUCCUUACUGCCAUACCUCAGAUAGGAUCCAUGGAAUGGUCAGAAACCCUCCAUAACCUGAAGAAUAUGGCCCAGUUUUCUGUUUUAUUACCAAGACACUAAAAUCGUUUUUUAUUACUGCUCAGAAGAAAAGAAGACUUUACAGUUAUUUUGGAUAUUUUGCUUACCUUGAGGGGAAAACAAAACAAAAACUUGGGAAAGACAUGCAGCUUAUGUGUCCUUGCCUGCAAAAGAAGAGCAGGUAGAAAGACAUCGCACGUAUUGGAGACUCUGCCUUAAAAAUUGAGACUGUUUGAGAGCAAUGAGGAAAAGCAAAUGAACAGGAAAUCUUACAUUUUGGGAAAACACCAAGAAGAGAGCAUUCUCACCUCACUUCCCUUAUUAAGUUUGCAACAAUAAAGAUUUGAGGGUAAUACUCACUUUCCUACAUUGACAUGGAAUAUGGGGAAGAAAUGGGACUCUGGUUAUUUAUUAUAAAUUGGUACAAUCGUUUUGGAGGGCAGUUUGGCAAAAUGCAUCAGAAACCUUAGAAAUACUUAUGCACUUUGUUGGAAAGUCCUAGGAAUUUCUCCUUCAAAAAUUAUUGGAGAAUCAUACAAAAAACUAUGUAUGAAGAGAGAUGUUUAAUAGUUACUGUUAAGAUAGUAAGUUUUCACAACAAUCUGGAUUUCCAACAACUGAAGGUUAUUUAUGGUUUCAGUUAUCAUUAGAUUGUAAAGCAAUCAGCUGGCGAUCAUGUUUUCAUGUAAUAUUUAAUGUUCCAAAUAAAUUGUCCAUGUAUAUUACAGAAUGGGAAAAAAGAAAUCAUUUUCCUGUUCUAGAUUUGUUUUAAAAAUGCUAUGUAACUGUAAAAAGACUAGAAGGAAAUAUACAUAAUCUUUUGUUAUUGUAUUUGGGAGAGGAAUACUAAAUAAUUUUAAUUUUCUUUUGAAUCUUUCUGAAUCUUCACAUUUUUCUACAAUUAGUAAAAUAAUAAAGUCAUAAAAAUAAAAGUGGAUUUAAACACUUUCUGGUAAUGAAUCAAAAUUUAAGAGGAGUAUUGUUUAAGGAAGUUAGUUCUUUUUCUAUUAAAAAAGGACAGUUGGUUGCUACACAGUCAGCUUGGAUUUUCUUUCAUCAGCUUCCAGAAAAAAGCCACAUGAUUAAUUCUGAGAUUGUCUAAAUGUUGAAACUGUUAUAAGGGCUGUGGUUGUGGAUCAGGGGUAGAGCACUUGCCUAUCAUGUGUGAGGUACUGGGUUCCAUCCUCAGCACCACAUAAAUAAAUAAAAUAAAGUCCAUCAACAACUAAUAAAAAUAUUUUUUUAAAAAAACUUGUUUUAAAAAGUAAAUACACUUUAGUGUAUCUGGUAUUUUUAAACUAAUAUUUUUCUACUCCUUAUGAGUUGACAUUAUUUUUCAUGAGUUGGUGAUUCUUAUUUCUUCAUAGAAUUAAAAGUGAACCUUUUUACUAUAUAUUUUAUAUUAUUGAUCUUAUAGGAAUAUUUAAGUUUUGUAUUAUUAAGAGAUCAUUUUUUUUCCUCAGAUUCUUUUUUUUCCUAACAUGUUAUAUAUUACAAGAUACUUAGGAUAGGGGCAAUGGGAUCUUUUGUUUAAAAAGUAUAAAGGUAAUGUAUUUGUGUCUGAUAUUGACUUCAAGAUAAUAAGCUGCUAAGUGUAAAGAUUAAGGAAGCCAGUCACCCUCCAGCCAUGACACUGAGCCCUUUGGGUUACAUGUGAUUAUGACACUCGGACUCCUUGAUACAGUGGUUUCAACUCUGGUAGAGGUCCACAGAGAACGUGGGUUCUCCAGCUGUGGAACCCACAGUGUUCUGCACUGUAACACAGAUCAUACCUUACUUUGCAUCAUUAUUAGUAGGUGCCCAAGAAUGUCAAGGCAGAAGCGUGGGCAUUUGUAUUGCUGCCUUUAGAAAAUAGUUUUUUUCCCCACUUUGGAAAAGAACUUUUCUGUGUCUAGUAGCCUUUUCUAGCAGUUUCUUAAAUAGGGUAAAUUCUCAUAUUGCUUGUUAUUAAUCAUUCGCCCUGUAUACAGAGCCAGUAUAAUUUUCUUACCUCAUGUUUGGGGAUGUUGCUCAAUAUCUACUGGAACACUUCUCACUUCUCUGCUACUUGAUAUUUUUCCCCCCAGUACUAGGGCGUAAAACCCAGGACCUUGCGUGUUAUAGGCGAGUGCUCUACCACUGAACUGCGUCCCCCGCUCUAUUUUUUUUUUUAAUUAAGUGAACAGUAUAGUCAGUUUUGACCAUUUUGAAAGGAUGAUAGGCAUAUGGGAAAGCUCUGGCUUAGUGAUUUCGCAUCUUAUUUGAUUGGAUUCGCAUCUGCUUCAAGUGGGAUUUUUAUUGGCAUUAUAAUCUGAUCUUGUGUUUGUCAUUGAUGUUCAUAAUUUUAAGAAUGGCAACCCAAAUAAUUAAUAAGUGAAGUGUUACGUUUGAUACCUGAAAAUAUUUGGCAGAUUAACCUACAUGUAUUCAGAAAUUGUAACAGGUAAGUGCUGGGGAAUGGCUAAAAUUCUCAUUGACAUGAGCUGCUCUAAAUAAAUGACACAUCAUUUCAAA